Fusarium oxysporum Fo47 is the source of this 3171-nucleotide messenger RNA. RefSeq lists its product as uncharacterized. Gene Ontology annotation, molecular function: zinc ion binding; DNA-binding transcription factor activity, RNA polymerase II-specific; DNA binding. The transcript is spliced from 7 exons. The coding region runs from base 343 to 2964 and encodes 873 amino acids. Gene Ontology annotation, biological process: regulation of DNA-templated transcription; DNA-templated transcription. Gene Ontology annotation, cellular component: nucleus. The record is from RefSeq and is a predicted model, not a curated record. Lineage: Eukaryota; Fungi; Ascomycota; Sordariomycetes; Hypocreales; Nectriaceae.
CGCAAAACACCGACGACGUUUGCAGAGAUGACAAACAAAUGUUCUGGACUUGAGCGCGUCCCUCGUACAGAACCGACUCCGCACAGAUGGAAUGCGGCUUCUACUGAUUUCCAAUGCCCGCUUCUUCCUGCUCGAUGCAAUCAGCGAAACCCAGUCGAACAAUUCAUUAGAUGAAGAAUCUUCGGUCUGACCGCGGUGUGACUGAAAUGGACUUUCAUGGUCCGUCUAUAUAAAGGCACACGUACCCAGCAACCUGACUGCCAGGACCGACCCAUUCGUGAUCCUCAUUACAGCCUCUCGCUGCGACACUCCCUCCUCUUAAUCUCACACGUCCCUUGAGCAAUGUCGCGCACUCUCCUCGUCACUGGUGCUACUGGUAAACAAGGCGGUUCUGUAAUAACUGCAUUGCUUGCCGCCCAGGCCGAUUUCAAUAUUCUCGCCCUUACACGAGACGUCUCAUCACCCUCGGCGAAGAAGUUGGCAGCCAGAUCCACCAAGAUCACACUUCUAGAAGGCAACUUGGAUGACACAGAUGCCGUCUUCAAGAACGCCAGCAAGGUCGCGACUUCGCCUAUAUGGGGUGUUUUCAGCGUUCAAGCCCCUGCAAUGAACAAAACGGGACCGAUCAUCGAAGAGAAGCAAGGCAAAGAUCUUGUGGAUGCCGCUCUUAAGAACAAGGUUAAGCAUUUCGUCUACUCCUCUGUCGACCGCAACGGACUCAAAUCGAUCGAGAACCCCACCGAUAUUCCCCAUUUCAUGAGCAAGCACAACGUCGAGCUCCAUCUGUUACGCAGAACUACUGGGACUGACAUGGGCUGGACCAUACUCCGCCCUGUCGCAUUUAUGGAGAACUUUGACGGCGGUCUUGUUGGCAAAAUCUUUGCCUCGUGUUGGAAAUUGGUUGUGAAAUCUCGACCUCUUCAACUGAUUGCGACAGCCGACAUUGGAGCAUUUGCAGCCAAAGCGUUCACCGAUACCAAUAAAUUCGUUGGCAAGAGCAUCUCGCUCGCAGGGGAUGAGUUGACGUACGAUCAGAUGGCUGCGGUAUUCAAGGAGAAGACUGGGUCAGAGGUGCCCUUGGCUGCUGGCAUCCUGGCAAGGAUGACGCUGUGGCUAUCGAAGGAAAUGGGCACCAUGUUUGCCUUCUUUGAAAGAGAAGGCUUACUGUGGAGCCAACGAGGCUUGAUUAUGCCACUCACGUGCCUGGGCGAUGGCAAAAUCCACAAGCUGGCCUUUGCGAGCCGUCUGAUUCAAUCAUAUCUAGACUUUAUCAGCUUCGUAUUCCUCAUUAUUCAAAUCGAGGCAGUGCCUGUCAAUAUGACGCCACGUUUCUCUUGUCUUGCAUGCAAGGACAAGAAGCAAAGUUGUGAUCGCGCCCUACCCAAAUGCUCCCGAUGUUCUAGGCAAGGCUACAACUGCAGCUAUCCGGACAAGAGGAAAACAGCGACAGGCAAGCGCAAACAGGUUCGCGAUCUCGAAGCCAAAUUAACGCUGUUGGAAGCUCGAGUCGAUAGAUCUCACUCACGGGCUGGCCAUGCAUCCGGUCAAAACACAAGCCCACACGCCGGAGACGAAUCGCUACCGCCGCUACCUGAGACUUGCUUAGCAGGUGGUAGAAGCCCUGGGCAUCUUGGCAGUCUACAGGACGAUUCCACUAGGGUUGAUGCUCUAACGUCGAAUGAAGCUGCAGCUACUGACGGCAUCGCUGGUGAUCCUCCAGUGACUUCCGAAAUGAUGAAAUUGUAUUUCGAAAAAAUGAACCAUGCAACACCCAUGAUUCAUCGAUCACGCUACGAAACGUGUGUUGAGUUGUCCAGUGCAAACCAGCCGCCCAUGUGCCUGCAGUACAUUGUUUGCGCAACAGGGGCAAGUCAUGGGUCAACUUGCCAGCCUCUCGCCAUGCCGCUCUAUCAGCAGGCCAGGGCAUAUGCGGAAGCUGACGAGAUGGAUGAUGAAGGUCAGCGUUCCUUUGACCUAGCUCAUGUCCAGGCUUGGCUCUUGAUUGCAAACUUCGAGGCGCGCAAAGGUCUUUUCUCACGGGCAGCCGUCAGCCUGGCUCGGAGUAUCCGCAUGGCCCAAAUGCUAAAUCUGCAUCAGGGACGAAGGAAUGACGAGACGGAGACCCUCCCUCCUCGCGGUUUCGGCUCAUCGCGCGACUGGAUUGUACUGGAGGAGUGUCGCAGGACUUGGUGGUGCUUAUAUGUUUCGGAUAGGCUUCUCUUUGCAACUUCGAGCCUGCCUUCAAUCAUUGAUAGUACGCAGGUACAUGCUUCUCUCCCAGCUUCUGAUCAAGCGUUUCAGAGUGGAUGUCCAGAGGAAACAAGUACGUUGCAACGCGUGCUGCAUGGCCCAGAUCGUGCAUGCUCGCUCCUGGCUCUGAGAGUACUAGCAGCAUCUCUUUUCCAUCGUACCGUCUAUCUUUCCGGCUCAAGGAAAACAGAAGAUGGCGACAAUGCAAACGAUGAAGCUUACUGGGGCAUCCAUAAGACUAUUGAGAAUGAGCUAAUAUCCUUACAAUCUGCUAUACCUGAAAGCUUCAGGCUGCCACACGGCCUCAAAUGUCAGCACUCUGUUUUCAUACAUGUCUUGAUACAAAUGACCAUACUUUCUCUUUACAAACCAACGAUGCAGAGCGCCCAAGGCGGCAAUAGACGUAACUCAUCAUAUAUCGCCAAUCCAAGCUGCAAGCACGUGGGGAAUGCAGUCCUGCACAUUGUCAACAUCUUCAAAUCGAUGGAGGAUAUUAACACGGCCUUGCAAAAUCCCAUACAGAGCUACGCUGUACAUACAGUCGCCUUGGUCUUGUUAUCUAAUUCGGAUAUUGGUCAAGAGGAAGCAUCGAAAGUCGCCAGUGCUAAAUUCCUGCAGCGAUCUUUACGGCAAGCUGGUAAAACUUCACCUAUUGCACUUUCUUUGAGUGAGCAGCUGGAGAUGAAACUCGCUGAUAGAGAUGGCCUGAGUUGAUGGCGCAGCAAGGCAAGGAUUCGGCCAACGUGUUUUGACAGCCACCUAUAUCGCUGAGAUCGUUAUCUUACGGGACAAGUCAAGCCACCUACUAGGUCUGGAGAGGUUGGAAUUCAAUAGAGAGCCAGAAAUAGGCUGCAGGAGUUCAAAGCUAUAAUAUAGGUAGGAGUUAAUAUAUAAGCGAAGUCCCCGUGGGGACAAUUAUCU